AUGAUCGAUGACUCCCUUGAGCUGAACGUUGGAGGAAACAUGGAGCUCCAGCAUGAAGCCGAGCUAAUCAUCCGACAAAGAAAGAGGAAGAACGACAUUACGGUUGAAGAAUUCCUUUACCUGUCAGUUCCCUAUGCUAAAAUUCUCAAUAAAAUGGCAAGAACUUUCGGAGAAGCUAUGCAACAGGACUGGAUGGUAAAGAAUGAUCUUAGAAAGUGGAACAAAUAUGUAUUUGAAUAUUGUGAUACUAACAUUGCAAGUAUCAUGGAAAAACUGAACGAAAUUCAAAGCAAAUACCCAACACCCGAGACAAAAGAACAAGAAGAAAAUCUCAUGGCAGACCUUGAAGAAAAUCUUAUAAAAAAAGAUCUUAUAUGGAGACAGAAAUCAAGGGAGCUAUGGCUAAAAGACGGAGACAGAAAUACUAAAUUCUUCCACUUAUCAACUGUCAUCCGACGGAGAGCAAAUCAAAUAGCGGCUAUCAAGGACAACAAUGGGGAAUGGAGCCAAGACCAUGUAGUAUUUGGAGAAUACUUUCUUAGAAACUUCCAAGACCUCUUUAAUACCUCCAAUCCUGCAAUACCUGAAGACAUGGAAGACCUAAUCGGCCAUAUCAUCACUGCACCUGAAAAUGAGAGACUAAUCCAAGCCUCAGAUGAUAAGGAAAUCCUGACAGCCCUAAAUUCAAUUCCGAACCUCAAAGCUCUGGGCCCUGAUGGAAUUCCCUAUCUUUUCUAUAAGCACUAUGGAGAAACAGUGAAGCCCCUACUAUGUUCAGCUGUCAAGAGCUUUUUCAACUCGGGCUUCAUGCUUAAGGAGUAG
Messenger RNA from Punica granatum (pomegranate), 822 nucleotides. The record is from RefSeq and is a predicted model, not a curated record. Lineage: Eukaryota; Viridiplantae; Streptophyta; Magnoliopsida; Myrtales; Lythraceae.